This is a messenger RNA of Pygocentrus nattereri (red-bellied piranha), 1357 nucleotides long. RefSeq names its product male-enhanced antigen 1 (gene mea1). The transcript is spliced from 4 exons. The record is from RefSeq and is a predicted model, not a curated record. Gene Ontology annotation, biological process: spermatogenesis. NCBI's taxonomy places the organism in Eukaryota, Metazoa, Chordata, Actinopteri, Characiformes, Serrasalmidae. Bases 187 to 744 code for a protein of 185 amino acids.
GGAACUUGACGCAGUUCCGCUUCCAUGAGGAAGCAAAUAGUGCGUAACGUACACCGAGCUUCGUUUUUCUGUAAACCGAUGAAGUAAAUAACAGAGGGAGAGAAAAGACGGGGAGAAAGGAGAGGUUGCUGUGUCUGUUGCGGACAACAGCAGUGCAGGACUGCAAGCUGAACUUGGAGCCCGUUGAUGGAAGUGGGGAGGGCUCGAGACAUGGGUCCAGAAAGAGUGUUACCGAGUUCUGAGGAGGAUCUGGUGCAGGACCGAACCUCAGACACGGCCGUGGCAGAGGAGUGGAGCGGUGAGGAUAUGGAGGAGGAGGACGGAGGAGCCGGGGACGAUGAUGAAGACAGUGGGGGAUAUUAUUACCAACCAUUGAACCAGGAUCCAGACAGCCUGGGCAGCUCGCAAAUGGAGCAAGCUGAGGAGGGAACACAUGCAGAGCAGCUGCAGGAGGUCCAGGACAGAAUAGAGGCCAUGGGUUUGUUCCUGCCUCAGCCACCACCUCCAGACAGCGAUGAGGAGGAGGACCCUGAGGGAGCUGCUGCACGACGGAGCCAUGCAUCUAUUCCUAUGGAUCCAGACCAUGUGGAGCUUGUAAAGAGAACCAUGGAAGCGGUGAACUUGCCGUCACUGGGUAUCCCUGCCUGGGCACGGGAGAUUUCCGAUGACCAAUGGAAGGACAUGGUCCAAAAGACACUUCAGUCCCGGCAGAGCUCUGCAAGUCUCAUACUGGAACGCAAGUGAAACCAGCCAAGGCCUUCUUCAUCUCCUGCACCCUGUAACUCAUACAACUUUAAAAGAACCUGUGACAAAGCUGACUAAGAACAUACGAAAAUGUUCCUCCCUUAUUGUUGUUAGAAGAUAAAAUGUCCUACAGACCAAAUGUCAGUGUAAAUCCAGCUCUCCAUAAUCUUAACAUAAUGCUGCAUGUCACUCAAGUCUUUAAGGAUUACACAAGGUGACCAGUCAAAGGAGAUAUUAAUACAGCUUCUUGUAAGUGGAGAGUUAUUACUCAGUGUAUUUAACUUCUGUGUACUACUGCAUCUAGUCACUCAUUUCAAAAGGCUUUUUGUAUUUAAAUUAAGAUUCUCACAUUAACAAAUCACUAUUUUCAAGUUAUCAAUCUCCGUAUCACUUAGGUGACCCAUCCUGUUCAUGAUUAGUUGACCUUUUGCUGUUUUGUAUCCUGUUUGCAGUACACGUGUGUAGAAUUUUGUGCAGCAUCCCACACAUUCAGAAACACUUUUUUUUUUUUAACUUUAUUUUUGUUCUGUACAUACAUGAACAUCUGUACAAAAUAUGACUUUCAUACUAUGUAAUGCUCUACCUAAUUAAAGUACAACAUAUGUACAUAUGA